AUACAAGAUUACUAUAUUUCCAUUUGUGUAUCUGGUAAAUUUGUCAGAAAAAAGGCAAAAAUAUAGUUUUUUAUUUGCAAACAUGAAUCAUAAAGGCAAAUUAUUAUGUCACACUUGAAAAAUCUCACUAAUAAACUUUAAUAUAAGUCAAAAGUAUUCAAAUAAAGUGUUUAUUUAGAGCCAUCGCACCUGACCAAUCAGCGACGUUCAGGUCGCUAAGCCCCGCCCAUUCGCGUGUCGUAAUGUUGUGAUUGCGGAAGUGGUCCUGCAGGAUUAUCGCAACGUGAAUUUGCUGUAAGCGAAAUUUCAUUGAGAAGUUGAAUUAGUUAUAUUAUUUCAAAAUAAUCAUUCCGCGAUGGCAGCUCUUAAAUACGCUGGAAUGGACGAUACAGACAGUGAAGACGAGCUUCCUCCCGGCUGGGAAGAGAGAUCCACGACAGACGGAUGGGUUUAUUAUGCCAACCAUGAGGAAAUGAAGACCCAAUGGGAGCAUCCCAAAACUGGGAAGAAGAAGCGCUGUGCUGGAGCUUUGCCAUAUGGAUGGGAGCAAGAGACCGAUGAUAAAGGCCAAAUCAUCUAUGUGGAUCACAUCAACAAGCGCAGAACGUAUUUCGACCCGCGGCAGGCCUUCACCGUGGAGGACAUGCAGAUGAAGCCCAAGCGCUACGACGGGAACACCACGGCUCUGGAGGUGCUGCACGGGCGCGACCUGUCCGACAGGGUGGUGCUGAUCACAGGGGCCAACAGUGGCAUCGGUUUUGAGACCGCCCGAUCUUUCGCUCUUCAUGGCGCCCAUGUGAUCUUAGCGUGCCGAAACCAAAGUCGUGCCAGUAAAGCAGCGAGUCUGAUCACAGAAGAAUGGAGCAAAGCUCGUGUUGAAGCCAUGACGCUGGAUUUGGCUUCCUUGAGGAGUGUCCGAGAGUUUGCCGAGGCCUUCAAAGCCAGGAAACUGCCAUUGCACAUCCUGGUGUGUAAUGCAGCCGUCUCCACGCAGCCCUGGAGUUUAACGGAGGACGGACUGGAGUCCACCUUUCAGAUCUGCCAUCUUGGUCAUUUCCACUUGGUCCAGCUCCUGCAGGACGUCCUGCGGCACUCCACUCCUGCUCGGGUGGUAGUUGUUUCCUCGGAGUCUCACAGGUUCACUGAUCUGGUGGACACGUGUGGAAAGGUGGACCUUAACCUGCUUUCACCUCCGCAGAAGGAGUACUGGUCAAUGCUGGCCUACAACCGUGCCAAACUCUGCAACAUCCUCUUCUCCAACGAGCUGCACCGCCGCAUGUCUCCCUUCGGCAUCACCUGUAACGCACUGCAUCCUGGGAAUAUGAUGUAUACUUCCAUCCACCGCAGCUGGUGGCUCAUGACCCUGCUCUUCACCUUUGCACGACCCUUCACCAAGUCUAUGCAACAGGGAGCGGCCACUACAGUCUACUGCGCCGUGGCUCCAGAGCUGGAGGGUAUCGGAGGGAUGUACUUCAACAACUGCUUCCGCUGCUUGCCCUCUCCGCAGGCCCAGGACAACACAGCUGCCCUAAGCCUGUGGGAACUCAGCGAGAGGCUCAUCCAGGAGAGAUCCACCCCCCCGUCGGGUGCCCUGACCCUGUGAUCCCCACAGGGUCGCCUACGUGAACGUCACGGCUAUGUAGAGGAUUCAGGCAAAGGGGAUAAUCAUUGUUUGAAGGGGCAAAAACGAUGAGAAGAUGCAAUUCUAAACUGUACAAGGACAUUGGCAAUCAAGCUUGGAAGUUAUCUGAGAAUCAGAACCUAGAACCACACGGGCUGGGACUUCUACAGCAGAUAAAGAGAUGCAGAGAGACAGCGAGAGAUUCAAUUCAAUUGUGUUUCUCUCGUUCUCAAAGGCGUAGUCACUCAAUCCUGCAUUAGGCUUUAACUAGGUCUAGAUCACUCUAUAAAUGUCUCCUUAACAAGCAAUAACAUUUGAAUUGUCUUUAGAGGGGUCUAUAUGGUUUAAAUGGAUGUUUACGGCAUACAAAUACUCAUCUGUUUGGAGAUCAAUGUCAACCUUUGCGUCUGUACAGAUAAAAAUGUUGAAUAAAUGUUGUAAAUGCUUAACCUACAAAGACAUAAUGCAGGAAAUGUACAAUUUGCGAACUAUUUACAAACAUGGUGUCUUCACAUUGCUAAGAAUAAGCCUGUAUUGAUAUCCUGUACACAAUAUACACAAGCUGCUGUUCUGAAAGAA
This is a messenger RNA of Megalobrama amblycephala (Wuchang bream), 2200 nucleotides long. It is a transcript of the gene wwox, whose product is annotated as WW domain containing oxidoreductase. The record is from RefSeq and is a predicted model, not a curated record. Gene Ontology annotation, molecular function: protein binding. The coding region runs from base 356 to 1603 and encodes 415 amino acids. The transcript has 9 exons. NCBI's taxonomy places the organism in Eukaryota, Metazoa, Chordata, Actinopteri, Cypriniformes, Xenocyprididae.